AACGUAGAAGUGACAGGUGAGUAUCUCUAUCAAAAUCCCAACGGUAACUGGAAAAAUCGCAGCAAGCGAUUCGAUUUUCCUAAAACGUAUGAGAGAGAGACUAAAUGAAGCUUAAAGAUUCCUCUCUCCAUGGCUGCUUCUAGGGUUACUUCCACUAUCGUGAUGAAGCUUCAACAUCGCCUAUCCUUCUGGUGGUUUUCGUUGCUUUUUACGGCGGCGAUAGCGACCGAAACACCAAAAGUUUCUCCGAUCACUCGUAUCGCUUUCGGAUCAUGCGCUAAUCAAAGCGCUCCACAGCCGAUUUGGGAUGCGAUAAACAAGUUUGAUCCACAAUUGUUCAUUUGGCUGGGUGAUAACAUAUAUGGAGAUAUAAGAAAACCGAAUAGAGUGUUUGGGAAAGAGAGAACCAUUGGGCCAUGGAGGAAUUCUCCGAGGUUUGUGCCUUCUUCAGAGGAAGAAAUGAAAUUAAGAUACGCAAGAGCCAAGGCUAAUCCUGGUUACUCUCGUCUCCAGAGAAAAGCUAGAAUUGUUGGUACUUGGGAUGACCAUGAUUACGGGUUGAAUGAUGCUGGAAAAGAGUUUGAUCGUAAAGUCAUUAACCAAAAACUCAUGCUUGAUUUCUUGGAUGAGCCUCUUGAUAGCCCAAGGAGAAAGCAAGCUGGAGUUUAUGCGUCUUACAUGUUUGGUCCACCUAACCGGAGAGUCAAGGUUAUAGUUUUAGAUACCAGAUAUCAUAGAGACCCUAUCCGAAGUGACGGGAGUAUCUUGGGUGAUGCGCAGUGGAGAUGGCUCGAAGAAGAGUUGAGAGGUCCGCGCAGCGAAAUUACUAUCGUAGGAUCGUCUGUUCAGGUAAUAUCAAAUCUUUCGGCAACCACUGGACCGCUCUUUUAUAUGGAAUCAUGGGGCCGUUUUCCAAAAGAAAGGAAACGUUUUUUCCAACUGAUAGAAGAUACCAAGAGAAAUGGAGUUGUAUUCAUCAGUGGAGAUGUUCAUUUUGGAGAGAUUACGAGAUACGAUUGUGCUGUUGGGUACCCAUUAUAUGAUGUCACCUCCAGUGGCCUUGUACAAUCUGUUGAGAAAGUUUUUCCUCGUCCCUUGCGUUUCAUCGUUAGGCUUCUGUUUUGGUAUACUCCAAGCACGAUGAGAGUUAUCAAUGAAAACUGCAAAUAUAGAUCAUGCACAUAUGGACAACAAAAUUUUGGAGCAAUAUCGAUAGAUUGGAAUGCAAAUCCGGCAACUAUAAGGCUUGAGGUCAGAGAUGUUAACGGACUCACAGCACUAAGCACAAAUGUUUCACUAUCCGAACUUCAACCACGAGGCUCAAAGCCCUUGACAGAUUCAACCAGGAAGGGAAAGUCCCAACCAUAUUGCACCCUCGAAGUUGAAUUACCAGGAACAACCAGAUACCGAUUGGCAGUUCUCAUCUACUUCACCAUUGCUGUCUUGGCAAUGGCGUUAGUAGGACUGAUCAUUGGAGCUGUACUGACUAUUACAGCAUGCGUUUAUAAAUGCAAGCUCGACUGAAUCUUGGAUUUUGUUCCGGUAAAUGACUUUGCUCUUUAAUGACAUUUUGAUCCAACAAAAAGUAUCUAUAAUUAAUUUUAAGAUUUUGAAUUCGUAUAGGCUAUUAGCUUUAGUAUAUUGGUGAUUACUAAACAGUCGUUAAAUAGUAUGAACACAUUGCUAUUGAUAUUAAGAUGGGAAUUCAAA
Molecule: messenger RNA, 1710 nt
Organism: Eutrema salsugineum
Lineage: Eukaryota; Viridiplantae; Streptophyta; Magnoliopsida; Brassicales; Brassicaceae
Product: alkaline phosphatase D
Exons: 8
Coding region: 130-1524 (464 amino acids)
Source: RefSeq, a predicted model, not a curated record